GCCCUUGCUGUGAUCCGGGGCUGGAGGCGGGUCGGGGCUGAGCGCUGUGGCCGGUAUGGUGAGCGGGGAGCUGGGCGGUGUGGAGCUCCGGCGCGGGGUCUUUAUUAUAGUGUUUUAAUGCGGUAACCCGCAGGAUUCGGGCUGUAAAACUGCGUGUUUUCUGCGUGUGUAUUUAGUGCGGGAGGCGGUGAAUCAGUGCAGCCGGUGAAUCGGCUGUUUAUUAAUAAUAAUAUUAUUUUUAUUUCUCUGUUGGAGGAUCCGCUGCUCGCCAGCAAUCUGUCUACUCUGGAGGAGGACGGGGAGAAUAGUAUGGCCAUGACGGGAGGCAUGGCAGCGCCGCUCCCGAUGAGUAAUCACACGAGAGAGAGAGUCACCGUGGCCAAACUGACGCUGGAGAACUUCUACAGCACCCUCCUCACCCAACACGAGGAGAGAGAGAUGAGGCAGAAGAAACUGGAGAAGGUGAUGGAUGAGGAAGGUUUACUUGAUGAAGAGAAAAUCACCAGGCGCUCUCAGCACGCUCGCAAAGAGACCGAGUUCCUGAGGCUGAAGAGAACUCGACUGGGGCUCGAUGACUUUGAGUCGCUGAAAGUUAUCGGUAGAGGUGCUUUUGGAGAGGUGCGUCUGGUGCAGAAGAAGGACACGGGUCAUAUCUACGCCAUGAAGAUCCUGAGAAAAGCAGACAUGCUGGAGAAAGAACAGGUGGCACAUAUCAGGGCUGAGCGGGACAUUCUUGUGGAGGCUGAUGGAGCAUGGGUGGUGAAAAUGUUCUACAGUUUUCAAGAUAAAAGGAAUCUUUAUCUGAUUAUGGAGUUUCUGCCCGGAGGAGACAUGAUGACUCUGCUGAUGAAGAAGGACACGCUCUCAGAGGAAGCUACUCAGUUUUAUAUAGCGGAGACGGUUCUGGCUAUUGACUCCAUUCACCAGCUGGGCUUCAUCCACCGAGACAUUAAACCCGACAACCUGCUGCUCGACUCACGGGGUCAUGUGAAACUGUCGGACUUUGGGCUGUGCACCGGUUUAAAGAAGGCCCACCGCACCGAGUUUUACAGAAACCUCACACACAACCCCCCUAGUGACUUCUCUUUUCAGAAUAUGAACUCCAAAAGAAAAGCAGAAACUUGGAAAAAGAACAGACGGCAGCUGGCCUACUCCACUGUCGGCACUCCGGACUACAUCGCCCCCGAGGUCUUCAUGCAGACGGGAUACAAUAAACUCUGUGACUGGUGGUCUCUGGGCGUCAUCAUGUAUGAGAUGCUAAUCGGCUACCCACCCUUCUGCUCCGAGACGCCGCAGGAAACCUACAGGAAAGUCAUGAACUGGAAAGAAACUCUGAUCUUCCCCCCCGAGGUCCCCAUCUCCGAGAAAGCUAAAGACCUGAUCCUCAGAUAUUGUACAGAUGCGGAGAACAGGAUUGGUGCAGUGAGCGUGGAGGAGAUAAAGAGUCAUCCUUUCUUUGAGUCUGUCGACUGGGAGCACAUCAGAGAACGACCUGCUGCGAUCUCUAUCGAGAUUAAAAGCAUUGACGACACGUCUAACUUCGAUGAUUUCCCAGAGUCUGAUAUUUUACAGCCAGUGACUAACGUAACAGAACCGUCUAAGGACUGGGUUUUUCUCAACUACACCUACAAGCGUUUUGAGGGGCUGACCCAGAGAGGAACCAUCCCCACCUACACCAAAGCCGGCAAAGCCUAAAACGAGCCGCCGGCGGGAGAACCUGUGAGGAAAGAGAUGAUUGGACAUCUGAGCGAGCGAGAGCUUCCCUCGGCUACCGUCUCUGUGCUGCUGCCAUAAAGAUGCCGAUGCCUUGACUUCAGAGUCUCAUGCACUGAAACUUCAGACUGCAAAGCUAGUUCUGCACCUGAGGGCCCAGACAGCUGUACCUGUCCUUUAUCCUUAUCCUUAAUAAGAAGAAAUUAAGAAAUAAAAAAAAUAAAAAAAACUAUAUAUCUACCCCUGGCUUAGCUCAGGUAAGUCUAAACACUGUACUGUAGAGACGAGAAAUCGUGAAGCGUGAAUAAAACGGGGUCAUUAAAAGUUCUUACCUCACCUCAGCCUUAUAUCCGCACAUCAGACUUCAGACCUAUCCGGACGGGAUUCGUUUCUCUGUGUAAAAUAUUUUACAUUUCUAUUCUUUAGUGAUAAAACUCUGAAAAAACAGGAGGAUCAGUGAGUUUUUAGGCUUUAGUUUUUCUCGGUCACGUGACAUCACAGAGUUCAGUAGCUCCUCCAUGUCCACUCGCUGUUGCGUUUUUUUUAACAUGGAUCUCCAUGGAAACAAGCGCCCAAAGUGUUUAAGUGUAAUUACGGUGUGCGGCAGUGGACAAAUAUCUAUUUUAUUAAAGGCGAGGAGACGAAACUCAGAGAUGUGCGUCCGGACGGGACUAAAAUUACCAGAGGAGCACGGAGUUCAGAGAAAAACAGUAGAUAAUUCAGACUGUAAUGUUUUUUUAUCUGAGAAAAAAAAACACGUACAUGAUCGUUCUGGACAGGAAUAAAAUCACAGAGGAUAAAAAAACAAUAAAAGAGAAAAUUACCACAAAAUAUUACACCCUGAGAAACUAAUCUUUUCUGGAUAGGUCUUUACGAAAUUACCUUUUCUUUUUUUUUUUUUUUUU
Molecule: messenger RNA, 2618 nt
Organism: Astyanax mexicanus (Mexican tetra)
Lineage: Eukaryota; Metazoa; Chordata; Actinopteri; Characiformes; Acestrorhamphidae
Gene: stk38l
Product: serine/threonine kinase 38 like
Exons: 14
Coding region: 310-1695 (461 amino acids)
Biological process (GO): peptidyl-serine phosphorylation; intracellular signal transduction
Molecular function (GO): ATP binding; protein serine/threonine kinase activity
Source: RefSeq, a predicted model, not a curated record